This is a messenger RNA of Cladophialophora carrionii CBS 160.54, 5313 nucleotides long. RefSeq lists its product as uncharacterized. Gene Ontology annotation, molecular function: cytoskeletal motor activity; ATP binding; chitin synthase activity. Lineage: Eukaryota; Fungi; Ascomycota; Eurotiomycetes; Chaetothyriales; Herpotrichiellaceae. Bases 1 to 5313 code for a protein of 1770 amino acids. The transcript is spliced from 2 exons. The record is from RefSeq and is a predicted model, not a curated record. Gene Ontology annotation, cellular component: cell periphery; cell septum; myosin complex.
AUGGCCAACCGUUACUCAACGUACUCGAACAAUUCCUCCCACGUCGGUGCUGCUCGAUCCGCGGCUCAGCAGCCAACGCAGGUCUCGACAACGACCCUGCUCAACUCUCUUCACACCGUCUACGCGUCAGGACAGACCUACCAGCUGGAUUCAUGCACGAGCGUCAGCGUCAACACCUGGCUGACCGCAGUCAACCCAGACGCCCAAGGCCGAGUAGGUGGCGUGGUUGAUGCCGAUCUCGUCUCAAGAGCAUGGGAACAUGCCAGGAGAAGAGCAGAGGAUGGCUGUAUAAUCCUAGGCUCGCUACACCCUUCGACGCCCUCGCUGUUUCAGGCCUUCUUACAAGUCGUGCCCUUGCCCACUCCAGAGGUCGCGUACGCAGCUCUGACGGCGCUCCGACCCUUUCUCUCGUGUGUAACGCCUUCCAACCCAACAACAUUUAGGCACUCUGCUCUCGCGGCCAAGUACACGGUCACUCUCGGCGGGACAGUGACCGGGUUUACCCUUGCCUUGUCAGGCUCGGGCAUUGACGUGGAGAAAGGUCUGCUCAGGAUCCCCUCCGAAUCUGGCUUUCGCGCGUUUGACGUCUUCUAUUACCUUUUAACGUCAGCAUCCACUCCGGCUGAGCGCGAGGUUUUGGGCCUACAACCACCGUCCAAAUACACGUUGUUGAACAGAUCCGGAUCCUACGAUCCGCCCAGCUACCUCCCAACGGCCGACGAUGCCGCGGCUGCAGAGGACUUUAGAACAGCUUUGAAGAGGAUUGGGAUCAAGGGCGCAGAUUUCCGUGGUCUACUGUCCUGUCUUGCCGGGUUGCUGAAGCUGGGAGAGACAAUUGGACUCUUGGUUGACGCGGAUGUGUUGGAAGAUACAUGCCAGGACAUAGGCGCUCUAAUUGGACUCGAGCCCGACGUUCUCGCCAAAAAAUGCACCACCGACGACCGCGAAGUGCUGAUCGCCAGCAUGUACGAAGCUUUGGUGGACUGGGUUCUGUCCAAGGCAAAUGAUGCCAUUGCUGCAGAACUCCGCUCAGGUGCUCUCACCCCUGAUUCCAGCACCGAGGCUGGUGAUGAGGUCAGUCUGACCAUCAUUGAAGUGCCUGGCCAGGCACUCGGGAAGGCUAUAGCUCUGCGGAGUGUUUUUGAUGACACCCAAGGCAUCAACGCCGAGAUGAAGGACGAUGGCGUCGAGGUCAUCUCCGCUGGCCAUUCGGUGUUGAACGAGACCAACACAGCUGUGGCAGAGGUGGAAGCUGAUUUGGGCAUCAAAGGCGGGCCCCUUAGCCGGGAAAGAGAGCACGACCGAGACCGAAGAGAGGGCAUCCUGCAGAAGAUUGGCGCCGAAGCCGAGGCUGGGGGUUUCCUGCGCACCUUGCUUUACCCAGUCGAUGGCGAAGGCCUCAACUUUGGUCGGAGAGGUCGCUUCGACCUUACUACUACUCUCGCUAGCAGCAGGGCAUGGUUUCAGCUCUCGAUCCACCCCACCGACGAUUCCCCGAGUACCCUGGCUGCCUCGCCGUCAGCAACCUCUGCAUGGUCUGCUGGGCCGGUGUCGAGACAAUUACGCGCAUGGAGACUCCCAGAAUGGGCGAACCAUCGCAACCGGCGACUCGAUUUCACAGCCGAUUUCGACGUGGAGGAGUUCGUGACGAGAUACUCCCGGCUCGGCUGCAAGGACGGCAAGGAUGGGAUCGAAACGUUCCUCCUAGAACGAGGGUGGACGAAUGGCGAAGUGAUCAUCGGGAAGGAACGCAUAUGGAUGCGUGAAUCAGCGUGGUGGGAAGCUGAGUCAAUGCUCGAUAUGAAAACCAUCAAGCAUGACUACCCCGAGAGCAACCCCUUUGCUGAACCACUCAACCCCUUCGCGUCGGGCUACUCGGCCAACCCGCCUCAUAACGGUAGCGGCUUCUUUCCACCAAUGGGCGACAAUAUGAGUGUCCAAGACAGCCGUGAGAACCUCCUGGGUGCCGCCGCUACAGAACGCGCGAAGUCGGUCGCGCCAACCAUGGCUCGGACGACUCAUACCAUCGGCGGUGAUUAUGGUCUCGGUCCCAAAGGUGACACGCAGAAGAACGAUUCAUAUUGGGACGCGGACCUCGGCCAUUACGUUGGAGGAAUGGACCCUGAGCUGGCUGAUCCUCGAAAUGUCCAGUCCGCAAAGACAUCCGCGGGCAGACAAGCCUGGGUAUCCCUUGUGUGGGCACUGACAUUCUGGAUCCCGUCGGUCUUCUUGCGCUAUAUUGGCCAGAUGAAGCGACCCGAUGUCCGCAUGGCGUGGCGCGAGAAGUUGGUCUUGGUGUUUCUCAUUUUCUUGCUGAACGGCGUCAUUAUCUUCUACAUCAUUGAGUUUGGGCGGUUGUUGUGUCCGAACUUCGACAAGGCCUGGAACGCCAAAGAAGUUGGCUUCCACACCGGCACGAAUGACUACUACGCCAGUAUUCGGGGCGGCGUGUACGACUUUACGAAAUUCUACAAAACCCAACACAGCGACACCUCCAUCAAAACCACCGCGGAGAACAUGCUGCCUCUUGCUGGUAUGAAUCUCGACGCCUACUUUCCACCGCCCUUGAGCCGCGCCUGCCCGGGCCUGAACGUCGACGAAAGUGUGCUCCUCCAACACAACGACACGAGUGCUGUUCUGUUUCCCACCGCCCUCCACACCUCUGGGCAUCGGUAUCAACCUAAUCAGCAAUCCAAACUCUAUUCCUGGGACUGGUACAGCGACGACUUCCUCCCCAAGAUCAAGGAAUACUACAAGGGAGAUCUCGUCGUGACCAAGGCGAGCAUCAAAAGUCAGGCCGAGAACGACCAAAGGCAGUGGGUGGUCAUCGACAAGAAGAUCUACGAUUUGACUGACUAUUUCUACACCCUGGACGUCAUGAACAAUUUUGUAACCUACAAAUUCCUGCCCGACGAGGUUACCGAGCUGGUGCAGACCAAUGCCGGUUCCGACAUCACCAGUCUAUGGGGUACCAGUGCUGCGUUCCAGAACAGUCUGAACUGCAUGAACAAUGCAUUCUACGUGGGCAAGGUCGACUUCCGAGAUUCCGCCAAGUGUCAAGUCAACAACUAUCUCCUUCUGGCCUUCACCCUGAUUCUGUGUGCUGUCAUUCUGAUCAAAUUUUUGGCAGCUCUCCAGCUGGGCUCCAAACGUCGACCGGCUCCGCAGGACAAGUUCGUCAUCUGCCAGGUUCCAGCGUACACUGAAGGUGAAGACCACCUUAGGAAAUCGCUCGAUUCUCUUACUGCUCUUCAGUACGACAACAAGAGGAAGCUUAUCUGCGUCAUCUGCGACGGCAUGAUCGUUGGAGGCGGCAACGAUCGGCCUACCCCGAAGAUCGUGCUCGACAUCCUCGGCGUUGACCCUAAGAUCGAUCCUCCCGCUCUGCCCUUUCGGUCUGUCGGCAACGGCAGUGAGCAACUGAAUUACGGCAAGGUCUACUCCGGACUGUACGAGUACGAGGGCAACGUGGUCCCUUACAUUGUGAUCAUCAAGGUCGGGAAAGAGUCCGAGCAAACCAAGUCCAAGCCCGGCAAUCGUGGUAAGCGAGACUCGCAGAUCUUGCUCAUGCAGUUUUUGAACCGUGUCCAUCACCGGUCCCCCAUGUCACCUCUCGAGCUCGAGAUCUUCCACCAGAUCAACAACAUCAUCGGCGUGGAUCCUGAGUUGUAUGAGUACCUUCUGAUGGUGGAUGCCGAUACUAUGGUCAAAGAGGAUUCACUCAAUCGCCUGGUGGCCGCCUGUGCCAACGACGCGAAGAUCGCAGGUAUAUGUGGUGAGACGAGCUUGGAGAAUGAAGAGCGGAGUUUGUGGACCAUGAUUCAGGUCUACGAAUACUACAUCUCGCAUCAUCUCGCCAAAGCUUUCGAGUCCUUGUUUGGCAGCGUCACCUGUUUACCCGGAUGUUUCUGUAUGUACCGGCUUAGAACGGCCGACAAGGGACGACCCCUGAUCAUCUCCGACAAGGUCAUCACCGAGUAUGCCGACUGCGAGGUCGACACGCUGCACAAGAAGAACCUCCUCUCGCUCGGCGAAGAUCGAUAUCUGACGACACUGAUGACGAAGCAUUUCCCGCAAAUGUCAUACAAGUUCAUUCCCGACGCUUACGCCCUCACUGCCGCCCCGGAGUCGUGGUCUGUCCUGCUCUCGCAGAGAAGACGAUGGAUCAACUCGACCGUCCACAAUCUUGCCGAGUUGGUCUUCUUGAAAGAUCUGUGCGGUUUCUGUUGUUUCUCGAUGAGAUUCGUCGUCUUCAUCGAUUUGUUCGGCACGUUGAUCCUGCCUGCAACAUGCGCCUAUCUCGGCUAUCUCAUCUACAGAGUCGCUUCCCAUACGGGCCAAUUUCCUCUUAUCUCCCUUGUUAUCAUCGCGGCUGUGUACGGUCUCCAGGCCAUCAUAUUCAUUAUCAAGCGACAAUGGCAGCACGUGGGCUGGAUGAUCAUCUACAUCUUGGCAUAUCCGAUCUACAGCUUCGUUUUGCCGGUCUAUUCGUUCUGGAACCAAGACAACUUCUCCUGGGGUAACACGAGAAUCGUCAUCGGCGAGAAAGGAGACAAGAAGGUUGUGGCUAUCCAAGAUGAAGGAUUCGAUCCUCGUUCGAUUCCGUUGCAAAGGUGGGACGACUACGCCGCUGCAAACAACCUUCCUGGUCGUCGUGGCAACCCGGGUGCAUACCCCGAGAAAGGAUUCGAGUAUGGCUACACUGAUGACCCCGCCAUGAUGGAGAUGGACGACAUGCACUCGACAUACUCGUCUGUGAAACCUGCGAGCACCAUUUUGGCUGGGUUUCCUCAGCAGCAAGGCCCAUAUAUGGCCCCGCCACGAUCAGCCACACCCAUGGGAAUGGGUAUGGGCAUGAACAAUCGCGCUAGCACCAUGACCGGCCUGACCAACUUCAAAGAUCAGCCAGUCAGUCUUCACGGACGGAACAUGUCCAUGUUGUCUUUGGGAAGUCAAGCUCGCCUGGCCAAAUCUCCAUCGCCUCAACCCUUGCCCUACCAGGACCACCUCAACCGCAGCCGCAGCCCUUACCAAGGCGGUCUCCCACAUUCCGCAUCUCGGCCGUCCCUUUUGAACAUUGCAAGCCGCCCGGCCUCGACAGUCAUGGACUUCCGGACCGUACCUUCUGCUGGCCCGAGUGAUCAAGACAUCAUCAUUGCGAUCCGCGCCGUCUUGAUGGAAGUCGACCUUGACAAGGUCACCAAGAAGCAAGUCAGAGCAUUGGUGGAGCAAAGACUGCAGUGCGAGGUGCCUGCGGGCGAAAGGCGGACAUUCUUGGAUAGGGCCAUUGACGGGGAGUUGGCGAACAUGUAG